Amborella trichopoda is the source of this 1257-nucleotide messenger RNA. Its product is annotated as eukaryotic translation initiation factor 2 beta subunit. Gene Ontology annotation, biological process: formation of translation preinitiation complex; translational initiation. Gene Ontology annotation, molecular function: mRNA binding; translation initiation factor activity; translation initiation factor binding. Lineage: Eukaryota; Viridiplantae; Streptophyta; Magnoliopsida; Amborellales; Amborellaceae. Gene Ontology annotation, cellular component: eukaryotic translation initiation factor 2 complex. The record is from RefSeq and is a predicted model, not a curated record.
ACCUCAUCGCGAGCUUCUUCACUCUUUGUUCAUAGAUUAUAGCAGAACCCCCCUCCCUUUCUUUAUAUAUCUUCUCCCUCUUUAUGUAUACUUUUAACUCUCUUCCUCUCUCUACAACGCUCUCUCUUUCCACCUUCUCGAUUGCUGGAAAUCAGAAACCCUAUUUUUUUUCCCUCUGAAGGAUUUAUUAGACUGGUUGAAGUAGAUAAAAUGAUGGCUGAUGGAGCACCGGUCGAUGCAAGGGAGGAAAUUCCCGAGCUUGCCCCAUUUGAUCCUACUAAGAAGAAGAAAAAGAAGAAGGCUGCAGUCCAAGACCCCACAGAAGAGGCCGAUAAACUUGCUGAGAAAACAGAAAACCUUUCAGUGGCUGAUGGACCUGAGACCUCAUUUGCUGGCAUGAAGAAAAAGAAGAAGAAACCCGUAGAGACCGACCUCAAUGAGGACAAUGGAGAUGCAGGCGAUGAUAUUAAUGGUGAUGAUGUUGGGGAGGAUGAAGAAGGAGAAGGCAUUGUCCUGCAAGGUCGGUAUCCUUGGGAAGGUACUGACCGUGAUUAUAAAUAUGAAGAGCUUCUUGAUAGAGUGUUCAACAUCUUGCGUGAGAAUAAUCCAGAGCUUGCUGGGGAUAGGCGAAGGACAGUGAUGAGGCCUCCCCAGGUUCUUCGGGAAGGAACCAAGAAGACAGUGUUUGUGAAUUUCAUGGAUCUAUGCAAGACGAUGCAUAGGCAGCCCGACCAUGUCAUGACCUUUUUACUUGCUGAAAUGGGAACCAGUGGAUCACUUGAUGGUCAACAACGUCUUGUUGUUAAGGGGCGAUUUGCCCCUAAAAACUUUGAGGGGAUAUUACGAAGAUAUGUCAAUGAAUAUGUUAUGUGCAAUGGUUGCAAGAGCCCAGACACUAUCCUUUCCAAGGAAAACCGACUAUUCUUUCUUCGAUGCGAACAGUGUGGGUGCUCGCGUUCUGUUGCCCCAAUCAAAGCUGGUUUUGUUGCACGUGUUGGGCGCCGCAAAGCUGGAACCUGAUUUCCAAACCCUCAUAGGUUCUUUUUUGCUGAUUUUGUUUGUGAAUUUAAAUGAUAGCGAACUCUUUUGGCAUGUGUACUCUAUUUGAUUGUGUACUUUGUGACUUUAAGUCUGAAGGUCUCUUUGGCCAAGAAACUUUUAAAGAAAAUAUGGUUCCCUCGGUUAUUUAUAACUUCUAUGGAAAAGGAAUUUUUUGGUUAGGCAAAUGAGAAUGCAUACAAUUUUUUUCGUUUUUCU